Xyrauchen texanus (razorback sucker) is the source of this 2349-nucleotide messenger RNA. RefSeq names its product metalloprotease TIKI1-like. NCBI's taxonomy places the organism in Eukaryota, Metazoa, Chordata, Actinopteri, Cypriniformes, Catostomidae. Gene Ontology annotation, cellular component: membrane. Gene Ontology annotation, molecular function: metalloendopeptidase activity. The record is from RefSeq and is a predicted model, not a curated record. Gene Ontology annotation, biological process: negative regulation of Wnt signaling pathway. The coding region runs from base 285 to 1808 and encodes 507 amino acids. The transcript is spliced from 7 exons.
ACCCAUCAGGAUGUGUGUGUGAGAUCUCCUGGAGUUUAUAAAACACACACACACACACUCCACCAAAGUGACUUUCUGUGGGAAAUGAGUCACAAUCAGAGUGUGUGAGCGACAUUCAUAUUAAUGACGUCAUGUAACACAAUCAUCCGGUCAUUGAAGUUCAGAUCUUCUGCAGGAUGAUGAACGGGACACAUGGACUUGCAUCUGUUUUACUUCUGCUCGGAUGGUUUGAUCGGACACGGCUUGAGUUUGGUGAAGCUUCAUGAGCUUUAGGUGCACCGCUGAUGAUGAUGAUGAUGAUGAUGAUGAUGAUGAGCUCUUUUCUUCAAACCUGCUUCAUAGUGAUGAUGGUGAGAGCUGAUCAGUUCCACCACAGAGACUCAUCCAUCUGUCAGCUCAAUACACAACAAAGCGAGCUCAACUCCUUCCUGUGGACUAUAAAGCGAGACCCGCCCUCUUAUUUCUAUGGCACGAUUCAUGUUCCCUACACACGCGUGUGGGACUAUAUCCCAGCGAACUCCAAAAAGGCCUUCCAGGAGAGCAACAUCGUGUACUUCGAGUUGGACCUGACCGACCCGUACACCAUCUCAGCGUUGACGAGCUGUCAGCUCCUGCCGCAGGGUGAGAAUCUACAGGAUGUGCUGCCCAAAGACAUCUACCGGCGGCUCAAGAGACACCUGGAGUAUGUCAAACUCAUGAUGCCCUCGUGGAUGACCCCAGAUCAGCGUGGCAAGGGCCUGUACGCAGACUACCUGUUCAAUGCCAUAGCAGGAAACUGGGAGCGCAAGCGGCCGGUGUGGGUGAUGCUGAUGGUGAACUCUUUGACAGAGGCGGAUAUAAAGACUCGCGGCGUUCCCGUGUUGGAUCUAUAUCUAGCGCAGGAAGCGGAGCGGAUGAAGAAGAAGACGGGAGCCGUGGAGAGGGUUGAGGAGCAGUGCCACCCUCUGAAUGGACUCAACUUCUCUCAGGUGAUUUUUGCUUUGAAUCAAACUCUACUGCAGCAGGAAAGUCUCCGGGACGGAAGUUUACAGGUCCCGUACACCACAGAAGAUCUCAUCAAGCACUACAACUGUGGAGAUCUGAACGCCAUCAUCUUCAACCACGACACCUCACAGGUUCCAAACUUCAACAAUGUGACGUUGCCGCCGAGCGAGCAGAUGACGGCUCUGGAGAUCGACCGCUACUUCAGACAGGAGCUCAUCUACAAGCGGAACGAGAGGAUGGGGCGACGAGUCAAAGCCCUGCUGGAGGAACAUCCAGACAAGAGCUUCUUCUUCGCCUUCGGAGCAGGUCAUUUUCUGGGAAACUAUACUGUGAUUGACGUGCUGCGCAGUGAAGGAUACAAGAUUGAACACACACCUGCUGGACAACUGCUGCACAGCAGCAGAUCGAGCUGGAGUUCAGACUCACUGACGGAAGCAGACGCGCAGCUGCAGCCGUUCCUGCACGAGCCGCAUGCGCUGGAGGAGGACGAGGAGGAAACGCCACCUCACCUGCUGCCCGACAGUCUGGAGCUCCUGCAGAAGAUCCAACGCAAACUGAAGAAGAAACAUCGCAACAAACACAAGAAACAGCCACAUCGACACUUCAACGACCUCUGGGUGCGCAUGGACGACAGCACAACGGCUGAACCCCCGCCUCCUCUCGUACGCAUCAUCAACGGUUACAUCACAGUCCAGACACACCCACAAGAUGGCGGCAGACCCAAUCAUGACAGGACGUUCUCAGACUCCGCCUCCUCAUGGACAGGCUCCGCCUUCAUGCCGUUCAUUCUAUGUGUUCAGAUGGUCACGCUCCUCAUCUUAUAACCCGACCUCUCGUGACCUCUGACGAUCUCUCGGGCUUGGAGUUUACACGGACCAUUUGGGGUUGAUUCUGGAUGCACACACACACACACACACACACACACACACACACACACACACACACACUCACACACAGAGACACACUCUCUCACAAACAGAGCACACACACACACUCACAUUCACACACACACUCACACAGAGACACACACACACACACACACACACAAACAUUCACACACAGACACACACACACACAUAGAGACACACACACACACAGAGACACACACACACACACGCACACACACACAGAGACACACACACACACACACACACACACAAACUCACACACACACUCACACACAGAGCUCCUAAAACUUUACUCUUCAUUUCUUGAAGAAUCACUUUGAUGUAUAUAAAUAUCAGAUGUAUCAUAGAUGUAAUUUAGAGUUAUGAAUAAAGCAUUUGUUUGUUUACCGCUAUAUAAAUAGAGUCAUUAUAUUUUUGACUAAAUCUGAUACUAACAAGCAUUUCUCAUAUUUCAACU